Molecule: messenger RNA, 1167 nt
Organism: Corylus avellana
Lineage: Eukaryota; Viridiplantae; Streptophyta; Magnoliopsida; Fagales; Betulaceae
Source: RefSeq, a predicted model, not a curated record
AAACUAUAAUUGCUGCUUCCACGAUCCUUGCCAUUUGAAGUGGAACAUCUCAUUUACUUCAUUCCUCUUCCAAUGCGAGAACAAAAAAAACUCUUUGUUUAUCUGAUUGUUCUUCCUUUUCUAUCUGUGUCUGAUUGAUUAUGAGUUCUUGAUUUUGACCAGUUUUUGUCUGUCUAAAAACAAAAACAAAGAUGGCAUUGAAGCUUAAAGAGGAGGAAUGACAAGGAACAGAGUUACAAGUCACAAAAAAUGCGAACUCUUUGCGAUGUGUGUGAGAAAGCCGCUGCCAUCCUCUUCUGCGCCGCCGACGAGGCUGCUCUUUGCCGUGCCUGCGAUGAAAAGAGACCAAAUGAAUUCCAUUGGGUGUUGCUGAGUGUCUUGAGAUCAUUUUUCCCAGUCAACAUACUCUUCUUGGCUAUGGUCCAUUUGUGUAACAAGCUUGCUAGUAGACAUGUAAGAGUUGGGCUUGCUGACCCCUCUGAUGUCCCACACUGUGACAUAUGUGAAAACGCACCAGCUUUCUUUUACUGUGAGAUAGACGGCAGCUCCCUUUGUCUCCAAUGUGAUAUGAUUGUACAUGUUGGUGGUAAAAGAACCCAUGGGAGAUAUCUCCUGCUGAGGCAAAGAGUUGAGUUUCCAGGGGAUAAACCCAGCCGUUUGGAGGAACAAGGGUUGCAACCAUUCGAUCCAAAUGGAGCAAGAAAGGAGCAGAUUCAGCCACCUAGGCUCACGACGAGAGAGAAUCAGCAGAAUCACAGGGUCGCCCCUAUUCGAGUGCUGGACAACAACAUUGAUGGUGAUGGCAAGAUGGAAAACCAAAUGAUUGAUCUUAAUACUAGGCCCCAACGGGUACAUGGACAAGCUUCAACCAACCAGGAACAGGGUAUGGAUGUUCCAAAUGGCAUUGAUCAUGAAUCUGCAAGUGUCGUUCCUGUGGGAUCCUUCGAAAGAGAGCCUAAAAAGUGUUUCUGGAAAUGUUUCAUAGGCAUCUUUCCUGUUGACUCAACUAAUGGCAUGCAACAACCUUCUUUAUACAGUUCUUCCAUUUUCUCUGGGUUAGGUUUUGUCUGUUACAUUCCUUGUGCCGAUGUACAUCAGAUGGAGAUUUAACUGAAAACAAAUAGCAGUAUUUUGCACAAAAAAUUAUGAUAAAAACCGAUUUGUUAA